Messenger RNA from Melozone crissalis (California towhee), 4885 nucleotides. RefSeq names its product LIF receptor subunit alpha (gene LIFR). Gene Ontology annotation, molecular function: cytokine receptor activity; protein binding. The record is from RefSeq and is a predicted model, not a curated record. Gene Ontology annotation, biological process: cytokine-mediated signaling pathway. NCBI's taxonomy places the organism in Eukaryota, Metazoa, Chordata, Aves, Passeriformes, Passerellidae. Gene Ontology annotation, cellular component: external side of plasma membrane; membrane. Bases 157 to 3423 code for a protein of 1088 amino acids. The transcript has 20 exons.
CCGCGACUUAAAUAGAGGCUGUGUUUUGUCAACAGCUCAUUCUGCUGGCCGGCAGGUUGGCUGGCUCGAGGACUGAGCAGUGGAACUGACCAGCUUGUUGGAAGAUGACGUUUACUCCUGCUUAAAGCUGCUAUUCUUAAAACAAACAGUAGAAGAAUGUGGAAGAACUCAAGCCUCCGCUGCCUUUUAGCACUAGCUAUUUUAUUUUUAAGAAGCAUAGUGUAUGGCCAAGAGAUAGACUCUCCAGGGGACCCCCAGAAUUUGAAAUGUGUAACGCACAACUUACAUAAAAUGCUCUGUACUUGGGAUGUCUCUUAUAGAGGAAGACAUGGACAAACUGACUUUUGCUACACUACCAAUGACCUUACCCCUCAAGUCUGUUUUAAAACUAAGGAGAGAAGAGUUGAGAUUCCAAUCCCAGAGAGCUCCAUCACAGUGACAAUCAAAAGCUCUGGAACUGCUUUUGCUACCAGAGAAUUUGUAAUUCACCAGAAAGACAUCUCCUUUGUUCCUGUCACUCCACACAUUCUUAGUUUAAUGCCUGACUUUCCAACUUCCACAUUGAAUCUGAAGUGGAGUGAUAAUGGAUCGGUCUUCCCAUAUGGACUGGAUGCCCUUUGGCAGAUUCAGAUACUCCGAAAAGAAGCUAUGGAAGUAGUCACACAAGUUACUUACUACUCAAAACUGACUCAUGAAGAUGCCAUUCUUUCUUGGAGCUGGACAUCAGAUAUGCCUUUGGAGUGCACAUCACACUAUGUGAAGAUUCGCUGUUACAUUAAUGCAACACAGUUUGUUGGCCCCAAGGAUUGGAGUGCCUGGAGCCCAGCAAAAGUGAUCCCUGGAAAAGAUACCGAGCCUGGUGGAAGUGGAGUGUUUCCUCUGGACCGUGUGGUGGCAGUAGGUUCAGAUUUGGUGUUUUGUUGUGUCCAUGAAGAAGAUGAGCACAUAAAAAAUAUGACUUAUGGAUCAAAAUCCUAUACAAUGACACAACUGAGCCGUCGAAGCCAUGCCAUCAGAGUGCUAAAUGCCAGUGUUUCAAAUGCCAGCGGAACAAAUGUAGUGUGCAGACUCAAACAUGGGUUGGAAGGAAGUGUCGUGUUUGUAGGAUAUGCUCCUGAUAUUCCCCAAAACCUCAGCUGUGAAACACCCAACUUUCUGAUAAUAAAAUGCACCUGGAAACCAGGCAGGCCCAGUGGAUUAUAUGGAGAACGAAGAACAAAGUACAGUUUAUUUGAAAGAACAUCUGGUAAAAAUGUUUCAUGCGAAGUCAAUGAAGUGAACAGAGACCAUGUUUGUGGCUUUCCAGUACUGCCUGAUCAAAAAACCUAUGAUUUCAUAUUAGGUGUCUCCAAUCCUAUCGGGCAAGCACAGUCAUCUCUUUUGGUCAAUAUAACUCAAAGAGUUCAUCCGAAAGCUCCAGAAAAGUUAACUAUUACUGGGAACAACUCUACAAGCAUCCAACUGCGUUGGUUUGUAAAUGGCAGCUUUGCUGAGACCAGGCUUCUGUGUCAAAUUGAAAUUAGCAGUAGUCACUCUGAGAGAAAACUGCACAAUGUCUCCGUGCCUGGGCGGAAAUCUUCAACUUACACAGCUCAGCUGAAUGCAUUGCGCCCUGACACCAAAUACCAGCUCCGGGUGCGCUGCUCGGCCGCUGACCACUUCUGGAGGUGGAGUGACUGGAGCAGGGCGGUGGAGCAGACCACAUCAGAAGCCCCUCCUACAAGAGGACCGGAUAUCUGGAGAGAGAGAAGUCCUUCUGGUGAAAGCGUAAUAGUCUUCUGGAAGCCCUUAUCCCUUUCUGAAACCAAUGGAAAAAUAGUGUCUCAUGAAGUGUCCUGCCACCUGCUAGAGAGACUACUGGAGCGUAAAGUAGUCUCUGAACCCUCAAACAGUACUGAGAUAAAACUUGGAAAAAGUGACUGUGUAAUUAGCGUUGUAGCCAGAAACCAUGCAGGCUCAUCUCCCCCUUCAAGGAUAACAAGUGUGGAACUUCCAAGUGAUAAUGUCACAACAGAUCAGGCCGUGGCAAUGGGCAAUGGAAUUAAUAUUUCUUGGGAUUCUUACCCCAACAUGACGUGUGGCUACAUAGUAAAAUGGUGUCAUUCAUCUGGGUCUGAACCCUGUAGUGUGGACUGGCAGAAGUUUCCAUCAAAUACAACAAAUGCAGUGAUAAAAUCUGCUCUCUUCAAACCUGGCGUGAGAUACAACUUUUCUCUGUAUGGCUGCAAAUCCAUGGGAUAUCAGUUGUUGAAAAACAUAACUGGGUAUAUGAAAGAGCUGCCUCCAAAAACUGCACCAAAUUUUAUUGUUGAAGAAACUUCUUCAGAUUCUAUCUUGGUAAAAUGGGAGGACAUUCCUAUUGAAGAAUGCCGAGGAUUUCUAAAAGGAUAUCUUCUUUCCUUUGCAAAAGGUGAAAAAGAUGCUUUAAAGCCUAGACUUUCAGAAUCAGGGAAUCCGGAACUUAAAGUUAACAAUAUCACUGACUUAACAAAGAAGUCUAUGAAAAUACUUGAUCUUCAAGGCAAAACGAGUUACCAGCUGGAACUACAAGCCUACACUGCUGGUGGAUUGAGCCCUCCAAACAGCCUCUAUGUGGUGACAAAGGAAGACUCUGUAGGAUUAAUCAUUGCAAUUCUCAUCCCCGUUGCAGUGGUGGUGCUGCUUGGAGUGUUGGCCAGCAUCUUCUGCUACCGAAAGAGGGAAUGGAUUAAAGAAACAUUUUAUCCAGAAAUCCCAAAUCCUGAGAACAGUAAGGCACUGCAGUUUCAGAGGAACAUCUGUGAGGGGAAUAAGACACUUAAAACACUGGAAAUGAACCCGUGCACCCCCAACAGUGUUGAAGUGGUGGAAACACAGUCCGCAGCUCCAAAGAUUGAAGACACAGAGAUGAUGUCCCCAGCAGCAGAGACCACUGUGCCUGAAGAUGGCUCUGACUCAGAAAUGGAAAACCACGUUGUUGUCUCCUACUGCCCCCCUAUCAUUGAAGAGGAGAUCUCAAAUCCCCCUACAGAUGAACCUGGGGGGUCAUCUCAGGUGGUUUACAUUGACAUCCAGUCAAUGUAUCAGCCUCAAAUUAAACCAGAGGAGGAGCCAGAAAUAGACUUAGUGACUACAGCAGGCUAUAAGCCACAAAUGCAACUCUCUAUCAGUGCUCUGAAAAUAGAGGGCCAUUCACCUGUGGAGGAAGAAUUGGAUAAAACUGCAGGUUACAGACCUCAAGCAAACACAAAUGCGUGGAACAUGGGCACUCCAGACUCUCCUGGAUCAGUUGAAAGCAACAAUGAAAAUGCAUCUUUUGGGAGCCCAUGUUCAAUUAAUUCCCGACAGUUUCUGCUUCCCCCAAAAGAUGAUGAAGACUCUCCUAAACCCAUUAACACAGGGUGGUCCUUCACACACUUUUUUCAGAACAAACCAAAUGAUUAACAGUGAGUCCUCAUUGCACGUGAACCUGCCUUCUGAAUAAGCUUUUAUGCCUGGUAUUGUUAAGAAAGGAAGAAGAAAAGUGCAAAAGGCAUGAAUUAUUCUUGGAGACAGUCAGCAGAAGUUCUAGUGAUCUGAAUGUUACCAUGUUUAAGUUAGUCAAAGUGUUAAUAUUCCAUUGUAAUAGAGGCUGAGAGGCCAAAAUUAUAGCAAUUUAGUUAUUAGUCUAGUAAAAUAUAUUGGAUAUAAGGGGUUUUGAAUUUACAGUCCCUGAUAAUUAUAGUCAAAGAGCUCUGCCUACCUUCCCACAGUGCUCCAAGAUAAACAUGGUCUCAUGCAAUUUAUAACUUGGAAAGAUUGCUUUGCUUUGUUGUAGUUGUUCUCAACUGUGCAGACUCAAAUGAUGCAGCACCAACAAAUUUCCUUACUGAAGGUUUAAUUUAUAGCAAAUCUCAGCCUAAGACUCAGAAACAAUGUGUCUGGAAACUGUUGAGAUCUUUUACCUAGUUAUAAACAAUGAACAAAUGAGAGUGCAAUUUUUUUGUCUUCUCCUGUAUGGAAGGUUAUUGUCACUGUUUAACACUUACAAAGCAAUGGCCGUUCAAAUCUGUUGCUUUUUGACUAGACACUAAUUUCUGUACCUACUGUACAAUGUUUAUUAAAUGUUUGACUCAGGGGUACAAACUUGGGGAAAAGAAGUGUAACACUGAUUGAAACCUCAACAAGAACUGCAUAAAGUUUAAAACUUCCUUUUUUUAAAAAAUACCUUAGAAUGCUCUAUAUUUUUUCAAUCUUUUGGUUAAAGAGUUAAUCUUGCCUAAUGUAUUGCACUAAUACAUUUUGUAUUUCAUAGCUUCUGCUCCAGGUCUCUGCUUUGAAGUGGUACAGUAGUCCAUUCACCCUCAGUGUUUAGCAGUCUUUGCACUAUGCAGUAAUGUAAGCCAUGGGGAAAUCUCUGUCUACUCACCUUAGCUGCUGAAGCAGUUUGGCACAUGAAAUUAGAGGUAGUAGGACUAGGUCCUUGAGGAGAAAUUGCUUUUUGGAUGAUCUUUAUUGUAUUAGCUUUGUAUUACCUGCUGCCUGACUGAUCUUUGAUCUUAUGUGUCAACCCAACAGGACCUUCUAUACAAAUCCUACCUGGGAGUACAAGGUAGGAUUUCUCUAGUGGCAGGGAGAAACCCAGGGAGGUUCUAGUGCCACUAAUUCUACCUCUCCUUUACCAGAUAUGUGAUGCAAAGAAAGCUUAAAUUAUGUACAUUUGUGUGCUUAAAGGAGUGUUUAGAACAAUCAUCUUUUAAAAUGCUUGUUUUCCCAUGUGCAUCUCUAGACAACUGUAACUGUAACAUUUCACUGUGUAAAUUUCAGGCUGUGGCAUACAUGAAUUUCACUAGCUUACAGGAGUAACUUUUGAGAAAUUUACCUGUUUCUUGCUGUAAAAGUGGGGAGGCAUCAGAUGAGCUUGAUC